Drosophila montana is the source of this 827-nucleotide messenger RNA. RefSeq names its product Replication protein A3 (gene RPA3). The record is from RefSeq and is a predicted model, not a curated record. Gene Ontology annotation, molecular function: single-stranded DNA binding; damaged DNA binding. NCBI's taxonomy places the organism in Eukaryota, Metazoa, Arthropoda, Insecta, Diptera, Drosophilidae. The transcript is spliced from 2 exons. Bases 106 to 447 code for a protein of 113 amino acids. Gene Ontology annotation, biological process: base-excision repair; DNA replication; double-strand break repair via homologous recombination. Gene Ontology annotation, cellular component: site of double-strand break; nucleus; DNA replication factor A complex.
CUUAGCUGCUUUCCUUGACUUUUACGCGCUAUUUUCUCGCUGAGCGACGCAUUUGCAUUUGUUGGUCGUUUAAUUUGUAUCAAAACUUAUAUUGUGAUUGCAAACAUGAAUGUUCCCUUUGAGCCCCGUACUCUUGUUAAUGGCGGCAUGCUGAAACAGUUUGCCGGCCAAACCGUCAGCAUUAUGGUGCGCGUGGAGAGCGUUGCCGGGACGACGCUAAUGGGCGUCAGCACGGAUAACCAGAAGCUGCGCAUUAGCCUACCCAGCGAGCUAGGCGCUGCCCAGGGCGCCUGGGUGGAGGUUAUAGGCAUUCCAAAUGCUGGCGACGCCAUACGCGCCAAAGAGGUUAUUGAAUUUGGCGGCGACAACAUUGACUUUGACACGGAUAGCUACAACGCGAUGACCCAGCUGCUGAACAAUGUGAAGCAGUUCUAUCGGCAUGGCUAAGUAAGGGUUCCCUAAGCCGCUUAGCCCGCAGCGUCCAACUAGGUUUAAGUCCAUUCUUUUCGUUUUUUUUUUUUUUCAAAUAAACACGUAAUUAUUUUCCAAAUAGUUCAACAUUAUGUACUUGCUUUAUUGGGAUCUGUGGCCCACAUAUAAAAAAGGCUAUCUAGUGAAGUUAUUUUCAACAAUUAAAGAGAACGAGACCAAUUCAUUCGUUGGCUAUUGCAGCACAGCUGCAUUGGCUACCACGCUGGGAUUGUUGACCACCUCGCCAAGGGAGUCGAGAACCUCCUUGCGGUAAUCAUCAAACUCGCCAUCAAUCUCGUUAAUUGUCUGGUCCUCGAUGACAUAGAGUGUACAGCCUGUUUCGCGUAUGAGACGUU